AUGGAACUUGUUGGAGCUAUUUCAACGGGAGAAUGGAGCUCUCUCAGUGGGAUGUACACGUCAGAAGAGGCUAACUUCAAUGCACAUGAGUUGUUUGCUCAGUGUUCUGUUCCAAAUGAGUUUUCAAACUUAGGACUCCCAUCUUCUUUUUGUCCUGGCCAUGAGUUCCUUCACAUGGCAGGCAUAGGUUCACAUUACUUUUCAGAAAUUGAUAAUUCUUAUUUGUAUAGUCUUUCACAAGAGAGUAGUCAGAGUGGUGGUAGUAGCAAUGUUUUCCCAGCUUCAAGCAAUGAAAACUUCUACCUGAGUGAAUGCCACCCAACCUUGGGCAUAAAUUACAAUGGCUCCCCAACUUUUUGUUCCGGGGAUUUUGACAAUACUAACUUGUUUCUCAUUGAAGGCGAUGAGCGCCUUCACCAAGAAGUUGGCAAUGGCAUUGUGGAAGAGUCUGGCAGAAACCAACCUGAACCUUUUGUUGCUGAAUCAAAUUUUCAGCUCAAAUGGGAUGCUGAGGUGACUGUCCCAGAUUCAGCCAUGGAAAAUAAAAACCCAUCUGGGUGUUCAAAGAAAAGAUGUAGGAAUCCUGUAGAAGUGAGUACCUAA
Messenger RNA from Ziziphus jujuba (common jujube), 603 nucleotides. RefSeq lists its product as uncharacterized. The record is from RefSeq and is a predicted model, not a curated record. The transcript has a single exon. NCBI's taxonomy places the organism in Eukaryota, Viridiplantae, Streptophyta, Magnoliopsida, Rosales, Rhamnaceae. Bases 1 to 603 code for a protein of 200 amino acids.